AUGGCCCUCAAUGAGACUGGAGUGAUCGCACCGCCUGCCGGGGUCACGCCGGAUUUUGCGCACCCUACACGACAUCUGCACACGGCGAAUCGCGUGGUCGUCAUUGUAGGGACGACUGCCAGUGCCAUCUCUCUACUGGUGCGCAUCUACAGCCGGUUGGUGGUGGUGAAGAAAUGGAUGCUGGAUGACACUGUUCUCGUGCUUUCAUGGAUGUUCGCAGCCAUCACCCAAUCUGUCCUACUCUACGGAUACACACACGCUGGGCUUGGGAUCCAUCAAUGGGAGCUCACAGUAGAAGACUACAACAAGUCACUGAAGGUUCUCAUGGCUGGCGCAGUCAUGUAUAUCCCAGCCCUCGGACUCUCCAAGAUCGGCCUCAUCAUUCUCUAUUAUCGCCUAUCCGAUAUGCAGCGCAGCUGGCGAAUCAUCCUGUGGAGUUUCACGAUAUUUGUCAUAUCCUACAUGGUCAUUCUUGAAUGCUUGUUCCUCUUCGGCUGCAACCCGAUCCAGAAGGCUUGGGACGUAGCCAUUGAGGGGCAGUGCAUCAGCCGGGCCUCGAUUUUCUUGGCCGGCACGUGCGCCAGUAUCUUCAUCGACAUUGUCUUGGUGAUCACGCCUCUCCCGGUGGUGGUGGGGCUCAACAUGGCGCCCAAGAAGCGCGUGGGGGUGGCCUGCAUGUUCGGGCUUGGCGGACUGUCCCUGGUCACGAGUUGUAUGCGAUUGGCGUCGGUCGUCCCAAUGCUGCAUACCAACGAUGAAUCCUAUCGGCUCGGGGCUAUGGUGUUGUGGAUGUAGGUGAUCAUGAAUUCGUGUGGUGUUGGCAGGGUGCUGACCGUCCUACAGCAACGUUGAAGCCAGUCUGAUUAUUGUCACGGCUUGCGUACCAUCCUUCCGCCAGGUGUUCUUCUCCGGCUCGUGGGGCAGCAGUGGCAGUCGGGAGAGGGCUUUGAGUAGUUAUAGCCUGCGGAGCGGGCAGCGACGACAUCGCGGUUUCACCAAUAUUACACUGGACCUUGACCCCGAUCGACCGAAUUCUGUCGAGCGGGUGGUGCCGGGUAAAGCUCCUCAGGAAGAUUAGAAUCAUCUUCGUCCAUUUGAGACGGGUUUCGAGUCAGGAGUUCAUUGGGUCAAAAGAGUUUGAGCUUUGGCAUAUGCAUUUAGAUUGAGCCAACUAUAGA
This is a messenger RNA of Aspergillus japonicus CBS 114.51, 1178 nucleotides long. RefSeq lists its product as uncharacterized. The coding region runs from base 1 to 795 and encodes 264 amino acids. NCBI's taxonomy places the organism in Eukaryota, Fungi, Ascomycota, Eurotiomycetes, Eurotiales, Aspergillaceae. The record is from RefSeq and is a predicted model, not a curated record. The transcript is spliced from 6 exons.